This is a messenger RNA of Mytilus californianus (California mussel), 2154 nucleotides long. Its product is annotated as tumor suppressor candidate 3-like. Gene Ontology annotation, cellular component: oligosaccharyltransferase complex. The record is from RefSeq and is a predicted model, not a curated record. Lineage: Eukaryota; Metazoa; Mollusca; Bivalvia; Mytilida; Mytilidae. The transcript is spliced from 11 exons. The coding region runs from base 46 to 1053 and encodes 335 amino acids.
ACGCAUCGAGACUUUACGUUCAAUGUUACGAAGAAGGAAGUAUUGAUGUGCAAUAUGGCAGCGAUGUGGACGCUGUUGAAAGUUUUUCUGACAGUUUUCUGUUUGAGCCUUAUUCAGAAUUCAUUUGCUGUGCAGAAAAAUAAACAGGAUUUACUUACUGAAAAGGUACAACAGAUGACAGAAUGGAACAACAAGAAAUCUGUUAUCAAGUUUAAUGGAGAUAAAUUUAAACAGUAUGUUAGAACUGCACCUAGAAAUUAUUCAGUAAUCGUGAUGUUAACUGCUCUACAGCCUAAAAGACAGUGUUCUGUAUGCAAACAAGCCAAUGAAGAGUAUGUAAUCCUGGCUAAUUCUUGGAGGUACUCCCAGCAGUAUUCUAACAAAUUGUUUUUCGCUAUGGUGGAUUAUGAUGAUGGUGCAGAUGUGUUUUCACAGCUGAAGAUGAACACUGCUCCAGUAUUUAUGCACUUCCCAGAGAAAGGCAAGACAAAGAAAGGAGACACUUUAGAUAUUAACAGAGUAGGAUUUUCUGCAGAAGCCAUUGCUAAAUGGGUACAAGAGAGGACAGAUGUACAGAUCAGAAUAUUCCGUCCUCCUAACUAUUCAGGGACACUUGCUUUAGCAUUGCUGUUUGCCUUGAUUGGUGGAUUGCUAUAUUUGAAGAGAAACAAUUUAGAAUUUAUCUACAACAAAACGUUUUGGGGAAUUGGAGCACUGGUAAUAAUUUUCGCAAUGACAUCUGGACAGAUGUGGAACCAUAUACGAGGACCUCCUGUAAUGCACAAAAAUCCACAAACUGGUCAGAUUAAUUAUAUACAUGGGAGUAGCCAAGGACAAUUUGUUGCAGAAACAUAUAUAGUCUUUUUAUUGAAUGCAGCAGUUGUUGGAGGGUUCAUAAUGUUGAAUGAAGCUAAUAAUAUCAAAGGAGACAGUGGAAAAAGAAGAAUUCUUGCAUUGGUUGGCCUAGGACUUGUUGCCUUCUUCUUUAGUUUACUGUUAUCAGUGUUUAGAUCUAAAUACCAAGGAUAUCCUUACAGCUUUUUGUUUAAGUAAAGAAUUAAAAGGAAGCAAUGGUGUUUUUUAUGUGUGGCUGUUGUGAAGAUGCAAUCAAGGACUACUAGGACAUUUUGUUAUGAAAAUUUAUAUUGUUGAAAGCUAGAAUAAUGAUGAAUGUUGACUGACAGUUUGUCUGCAAAAGCUGUUAAAUUGUGCUGUACCUACACAAUCUGGCCUAAUAAGCAGAAAGUUCUUGGAUGAAUGUUGUCUUCAAAUUAAUCAAUUAAAGGAGAAUGUAUGAUACAGCUACUUUUUUGGCCCCUUAUAUUUGGAAAUUAAAAAAUGUUAUAUAUCUGUCUAAUGACAUUGUUUAGACUUAUAGUAAGCAAGUUAGUUAAUGUUAUUAAAAGUCAUCACAUAUAUAAAAGAUAAAAAAGUAACAUGAGCUCUAAAUGUCUAAGGAGCUUACAAAAGAUAAGUCGGUCAGACAAUUUAUUUGUGAAUUUUUGUCUUGCAUAUUUGCUUUAUAGUAAGUCCUCCAAAUUUCUUGAUUUUAAAGAAAAACGACCAUAAUUAUUUCUCCGUUUAUAAGAAAUGAGUAAACAAAAUUAUUUAUUUGCCACUAUAUGUCUCAUUGGAAAGUUUUAAUGUGAUGUUGUGAGGCUGAUGUUUAUAUUUGAAUUAAUCAAACACUGUUUGUUUGUAAACUGGCUAUUUUAAGGCAAUCAUGUCAAUCGUGACAUGUUUAUCAUCACAGAUGAUGUUUCUUGCUAAAAGCACCAAAUUAUAUUAUCUUCUUCAUUUAUUGGUUGAAUUGACAUAAUUUUGAUUGUGUUGGAAGAAUUUUACUCAAUGCAAUCUCAGGGGUCAGAUAAAAUCUCUGAUCAUACCUCCUUCUCUGACUCAAUAGUGUACAUACAUUUAGCAAUCAGAAACAUUUUUGAAUAAUCACAGAAAAGGAUUUACUGUCUGAUGUGCAUUAAGAAAAAUAAUAAUUACUUUGAAUAUUGGUUCUAUUAAUUUUGAUUUUGAAAGGGAAAAACAUAAAUGAAGAUUGAAAAUUGUAAUUAUUGUAAUUAUUGUUAAUUGUUGUCAGGUUUAUACAUUGAUAAAUGGGAAAAUAUCUUUUUUAAUAAAAACAAAUUAUUUGUUGUUUUC